Molecule: messenger RNA, 984 nt
Organism: Betta splendens (Siamese fighting fish)
Lineage: Eukaryota; Metazoa; Chordata; Actinopteri; Anabantiformes; Osphronemidae
Product: sterile alpha motif domain-containing protein 12-like
Exons: 4
Coding region: 155-430 (91 amino acids)
Biological process (GO): cell surface receptor protein tyrosine kinase signaling pathway
Cellular component (GO): cytoplasmic side of plasma membrane
Molecular function (GO): protein binding
Source: RefSeq, a predicted model, not a curated record
GGGGCUCGCGGCGACCCGGGCAACUCUUAGGCUCAGCAGGAGCACGUGUCACGUGACGCGUGAGGGGCGGAGCUCUGCAGGACGCGAACAGGUAGAGACACGACGCGUUCACUUCAAACGACGCCAGACGGAGCUCGGUGCAGCAGGCACAACCAUGGGUCUGUCCAAGCGCGUGUCGUCGUGGUCCGUGGAGGAGGUGCUGCAGUGGCUGCAGGAGCAGUAUCCAGAGCACCUGAGGCGGCUGCAGAGGGCCGUCAUCACACACGCCAUCUCAGGCCGAGCGCUGCUGAGGCUGAGGGACCGCCACCUGGAGUUCCUCGGCCUGGAGGCUGAGGAGCAGCAGCGGCAGCUGUUGCAGGGCCUCCUCCUCCUCCGGGUUCAGGAGGAAAUCUGUGAACUCAGUGAGAUCUGCAGCGAGUGUUUUUCAUAACACGCACAAAGAAAACACAUUAUUCUCCGCCCGUCCGUCCGUGUGAAGGGGAGCGAACGGUGGAGUGACGGAAAACGCAGAGAAGGUGGAGAGAACGAGGAACCGAUGAAGAAUGAAGAGCGAGCGGAGCCCAUUUCCUGCGUGAAAUCUGACCUGUGCAGAUGGAGGAGAUUAGUUUUUCGGAUCCGUUCUGUCCAUUAGUCUCUGGCUGUUUUCUACCUGGACUCGCUGCGCUGUGGUAUCACACGCCUCACACAGUUCAUUAUUACACUAAGAAUAACACGGCAGAGGAUCAUCUUUUAUCUGUGUUGCACUGGAUUAACUGAGUCUGAAAUAUCAGAGCAGGUAAUGAAAUGAUGGCAGUCGCUAAUUAAAACCAGUCACUCCUAAUCAGAAACGUCUUCAGAUGACAAAUUUGAACACAGCAGCACAGGAUUUAAAUUGAACGGUCCCAAACGCUUCAGACGCUUUUCCCAUUUGUUUUCACGAAAGGUCCCAUUCAUUUCUGUGCAUUUUGACAUGGCAGCGGCAGAAUAAAAGUCUGAUGAGUCUGA